Sarcophilus harrisii (Tasmanian devil) is the source of this 3191-nucleotide messenger RNA. RefSeq names its product protein kinase C epsilon (gene PRKCE). Gene Ontology annotation, molecular function: ATP binding; diacylglycerol-dependent, calcium-independent serine/threonine kinase activity. NCBI's taxonomy places the organism in Eukaryota, Metazoa, Chordata, Mammalia, Dasyuromorphia, Dasyuridae. The record is from RefSeq and is a predicted model, not a curated record. Bases 1095 to 3176 code for a protein of 693 amino acids. The transcript has 15 exons. Gene Ontology annotation, biological process: peptidyl-serine phosphorylation; intracellular signal transduction.
GCGGUGGCUGGAGCUGCAGCUGCAGCAGCAUCAGCAAGCAGCGGCAACAGCAGCAACAGCAGCAGCAAAACAGACCCCCGAAUCCUGUGCGGAUGUAAGGUUCUGGGCUUUUGGCGUUUCUCGAGUACAGACUGAGGGUGAAGAAGAGCAAGAAGAAGAAGGCAACGAGGGGUUGGGAGGAAGCAGUGGGAGGUGUGUGUGUGUGUGUGUGUGUGUGUGUGUGUGUGUUUGCAGGGGAGGUGUGCAUGUGUGGUUUGGAGCUUAAAUUUUUUAUCUUCUUAAGAGGAUCAUUUCCUAUAGACAUGCAUCUCUCUUUAUAUAUAUAACACCCCUCCUUUCAUCUACACACACACACACACACACACACACACACACACACACACACACACACACACCCCUCCUCUCCUAGAGGCGCAGAAGCUGGAUUUGCCAAGAGGAUCCUGGUUACAUUUUAUAUUGCAUCCCUCCUCCCCUUCCCCAUCCCUGCCCAAUUUCCCUAACAACCAACCACCCCCAGCCAAAGUAAUAAUUUCCCGGAGAUUAUGUUUUUGAAAGGUAGGUAAGAGUCGGGCGCAGCGCCCACUCUUCUGCCGAACCCCCCCUCCUUUCCUCCCCAAACAGUCCUAGACACUAGGAGCAUUAGUGCGGUGAGAGUGAGUCUGUAUAGUGUAUAUAUUUAUUGUCAUUUUUCCAGAGGUAUUGGGGCGAGAGAGGAGAGGUUUGAUCCAAAGACGGACGUCCCUCAGCUCUCUCCGCAUCCCCAUCCCUACCCCCCCUCCCUGUUUUCCGUUAGAAACCCAGCGAGGAAAUACAUGCACUCGCUGGGAAUCGCCAGAGCCAGGGCAAAGCACUACAAGGUGUAGAUAGGGUGUAGGCGUGUGUGAGUGCGUGAGUGUAAGCCUGAGAGAGGUGGGCGGGAGAGGGGGGACCCAGGCGUCCCCGUCCCUCCCGCCCCAAGAAGACCCCGGCCGGGCCAACCCUUCCUCCCAGCUCAGAGAACCCUUGUUUAUUUAUCGCUGAACUCCUGGGCUGAGUGACCCCGGCUCUUUUGCUCCCUAUCCCUACCCCUCACCCUCACCGGCCCGCCUUCGACCAUGGUAGUUUUCAAUGGCCUCCUGAAGAUCAAGAUCUGCGAGGCCGUGAGCCUGAAACCCACAGCCUGGUCACUGCGCCAUGCGGUGGGACCCCGGCCUCAGACAUUUCUGCUGGACCCUUACAUUGCUCUCAAUGUCGAUGACUCGCGCAUCGGACAGACGGCCACCAAGCAAAAGACUAACAGCCCGGCCUGGCACGACGAGUUUGUCACCGACGUGUGCAACGGGCGCAAGAUUGAACUGGCCGUCUUCCACGAUGCCCCCAUAGGGUACGACGACUUUGUCGCCAAUUGCACCAUCCAGUUUGAGGAGCUGCUGCAGAACGGGAGCCGCCACUUCGAGGACUGGAUUGAUUUGGAACCAGAAGGAAAAGUGUAUGUGAUCAUCGAUCUCUCUGGGUCAUCAGGGGAAGCACCCAAAGACAAUGAGGAGCGAGUGUUCAGAGAGCGUAUGCGGCCAAGGAAACGACAGGGGGCUGUCCGCCGCAGAGUUCAUCAAGUUAAUGGCCACAAGUUCAUGGCCACCUAUCUUCGGCAGCCCACCUAUUGUUCUCACUGCAGAGACUUCAUCUGGGGUGUCAUAGGAAAACAGGGAUACCAGUGUCAAGUUUGCACUUGCGUGGUUCACAAGAGAUGCCAUGAACUUAUAAUAACGAAGUGUGCUGGCUUAAAGAAACAGGAAACACAUGAUGAGGUGGGCUCCCAGCGGUUCAGCGUCAACAUGCCCCACAAAUUCAGUAUCCACAACUAUAAAGUCCCUACUUUCUGUGACCAUUGCGGAUCCUUGCUCUGGGGUCUCUUGCGACAAGGUUUACAGUGUAAAGUCUGCAAGAUGAAUGUACAUCGACGCUGUGAAACAAAUGUUGCACCCAACUGUGGGGUUGAUGCGAGGGGGAUUGCCAAAGUGCUGGCUGACCUGGGAGUCACUCCAGACAAAAUCACCAACAGUGGCCAGAGGAGGAAAAAGCUAAUUGCAGGUGCUGAGUCUCAGCAGCCAGUCCCUGGGAGCUCCCCAUCUGAAGAAGAUCGAUCCAAGUCAGCACCCACCUCCCCUUGUGAUCAAGAAAUCAAAGAACUUGAAAACAACAUUAGAAAGGCCUUGUCAUUUGACAACCGAGGGGAGGAACACCGGGCGGCAUCAUCAACAGAUGGUCAACUGGCCAGCCCUGGAGAGAAUGGCGAGGUCCGACAGAGCCAGACGAAGCGGAUGGGCCUGGAAGAGUUCAACUUCAUCAAGGUGUUAGGCAAAGGAAGCUUUGGGAAGGUCAUGCUAGCUGAACUCAAGGGCAAAGAUGAGGUAUAUGCUGUGAAGGUCUUAAAGAAAGAUGUCAUUCUUCAAGAUGAUGAUGUAGAUUGCACAAUGACAGAAAAGAGGAUUUUAGCUCUAGCACGAAAACACCCCUACCUAACACAACUCUACUGCUGCUUCCAGACUAAGGAUCGCCUCUUUUUCGUCAUGGAAUAUGUAAAUGGAGGAGACCUGAUGUUUCAAAUUCAACGUUCUCGCAAAUUUGAUGAACCUCGGUCCCGAUUCUAUGCUGCAGAGGUCACUUCAGCACUCAUGUUCCUUCACCAACAUGGCGUCAUCUACAGGGAUUUGAAACUGGAUAAUAUUCUUCUCGAUGCAGAAGGUCACUGUAAGCUGGCUGAUUUUGGGAUGUGUAAAGAAGGGAUUUUGAAUGGUGUGACCACAACCACUUUCUGUGGGACUCCUGAUUACAUUGCACCAGAGAUCCUUCAAGAAUUGGAAUAUGGCCCUUCAGUGGAUUGGUGGGCAUUAGGAGUACUGAUGUAUGAGAUGAUGGCUGGGCAGCCACCAUUUGAAGCUGACAACGAAGAUGAUCUCUUUGAAUCCAUCCUCCAUGAUGAUGUGCUCUACCCAGUCUGGCUCAGCAAAGAAGCUGUCAGUAUUCUCAAAGCAUUUAUGACGAAAAAUCCCAAUAAGCGAUUGGGCUGUGUGGCUACGCAGAGCGGUGAGGAAGCUAUCCGACAGCAUCCCUUCUUCAAGGAGAUUGACUGGGUGCUGCUAGAGCAAAAGAAGAUAAAGCCCCCUUUCAAACCUCGAAUUUUUGCUUCAGUGUGAAAGCCCCUCUUUAAG